This is a messenger RNA of Mizuhopecten yessoensis (Yesso scallop), 1182 nucleotides long. RefSeq names its product protein Ycf2-like. The coding region runs from base 1 to 1182 and encodes 393 amino acids. The transcript is spliced from 2 exons. Lineage: Eukaryota; Metazoa; Mollusca; Bivalvia; Pectinida; Pectinidae. The record is from RefSeq and is a predicted model, not a curated record.
AUGGACAUCGGCUACAAGUCAUUCCAUUAUCUGCUACUUCACUAUCAUUACGAGAGAGACGCUUUCGGGAAAUAUAGGUUAAAGGAACAGAUAAAUGGGUCAAAGGAACAGACAAGUGGGUCAAAGGAACAGAUAAAUGGGUCAAAGGAACAGUCAAAUGGGUCAAAGGAACAGACAAAUGGGUCAAAGGAACAGACAAAUGGGUCAAAGGAACAGAUAAAUGGGUCAAAGGAACAGACAAAUGGGUCAAAGGAACAGAUAAAUGGGUCAAAGGAACAGACAAAUGGGUCAAAGGAACAGACAAAUGGGUCAAAGGAACAGACAAAUGGGUCAAAGGAACAGACAAAUGGGUCAAAGGAACAGACAAAUGGGUCAAAGGAACAGACAAAUGGGUCAAAGGAACAGACAAAUGGGUCAAAGGAACAGACAAAUGGGUCAAAGGAACAGACAAAUGGGUCAAAGGAACAGACAAAUGGGUCAAAGGAACAGACAAAUGGGUCAAAGGAACAGACAAAUGGGUCAAAGGAACAGACAAAUGGGUCAAAGGAACAGACAAAUGGGUCAAAGGAACAGACAAAUGGGUCAAAGGAACAGACAAAUGGGUCAAAGGAACAGACAAAUGGGUCAAAGGAACAGACAAAUGGGUCAAAGGAACAGACAAAUGGGUCAAAGGAACAGACAAAUGGGUCAAAGGAACAGACAAAUGGGUCAAAGGAACAGACAAAUGGGUCAAAGGAACAGACAAAUGGGUCAAAGGAACAGAUAAAUGGGUCAAAGGAACAGACAAAUGGGUCAAAGGAACAGACAAAUGGGUCAAAGGAACAGACAAAUGGGUCAAAGGAACAGACAAAUGGGUCAAAGGAACAGACAAAUGGGUCAAAGGAACAGACAAAUGGGUCAAAGGAACAGACAAAUGGGUCAAAGGAACAGACAAAUGGGUCAAAGGAACAGACAAAUGGGUCAAAGGAACAGACAAAUGGGUCAAAGGAACAGACAAAUGGGUCAAAGGAACAGACAAAUGGGUCAAAGGAACAGACAAAUGGGUCAAAGGAACAGACAAAUGGGUCAAAGGAACAGACAAAUGGGUCAAAGGAACAGACAAAUGGGUCAAAGGAACAGAUAAAUGGGUCAAUGGAACAGAUAAAUGGGUCAAAGGAACAGAUAAAUGGGUCAAAGGGUUAA